Messenger RNA from Saccharomyces kudriavzevii IFO 1802, 2064 nucleotides. RefSeq names its product Clf1p (gene CLF1). The record is from RefSeq and is a predicted model, not a curated record. The coding region runs from base 1 to 2064 and encodes 687 amino acids. Gene Ontology annotation, molecular function: protein binding. Lineage: Eukaryota; Fungi; Ascomycota; Saccharomycetes; Saccharomycetales; Saccharomycetaceae. The transcript has a single exon. Gene Ontology annotation, cellular component: precatalytic spliceosome; U2-type catalytic step 2 spliceosome; post-mRNA release spliceosomal complex. Gene Ontology annotation, biological process: spliceosomal complex assembly; mRNA splicing, via spliceosome.
AUGGACUCUUUGGAACCAGCACCUGUUAACCCACAUAUCUCUGCGGAGCAGAUCCUGCGGGAUGUGUACAAGAAGGGCCAAAAGGCCAGAGGAUCAACUAAUAUUGAUAUACUGGAUUUAGAAGAGCUUCGAGAACAUCAACGUAGAAAGAGAACAGAAUAUGAGGGCUACUUGAAGAGAAAUAGACUGGACAUGGGUCAAUGGAUUCGUUACGCCCAAUUCGAGAUCGAACAGCAGGAUAUGAGGCGUGCAAGAUCCAUCUUUGAAAGAGCUUUAUUAGUAGAUAAUUCAUUUAUUCCUCUCUGGAUACGUUACAUUGAUGCUGAAUUGAAAGCAAAAUUCAUUAAUCACGCCAGAAAUCUGCUAAAUAGGGCCAUUGGUACGCUGCCGAGAGUUGACAAGUUAUGGUACAAGUAUCUCAUAGUUGAAGAGUCGCUGAACAAUAUUGAAAUCGUACGAUCAUUGUACACAAAAUGGUGCUCCUUGGAGCCAGGCGUCAAUGCAUGGAAUUCCUUUGUUGAUUUUGAAGUGAGACAGAAAAACUGGGGCAGCGUAAGAGAGAUUUAUUCUAAAUAUGUCAUGGUUCAUCCUCAAGUGAAAACGUGGCUGAAUUGGGCCAAAUUUGAAAUUAGACACGGCAAUGCUGAAUUUACGAGAAAAGUAUACUCUUUAGCGCUAGACACAGUGGUGAACCUUCAAAAUUUACAUAUUUGGUCGGACGUCGAGAUUGCGAAAGUGGUAAAUUCAUUCGCCCAUUGGGAAGCUACGCAACAAGAAUAUGAAAGAUCCGCUGCCCUUUACCGGAUUGCCAUAGAAAGAUGGUCUUCAAAUCAAUUACUUAAGAAUGGAUUGUUGGAUUUUGAGAAACAAUUUGGUAACGUAAGCUCUAUAGAAGAAACUAUCAGCUAUAAGAGAAAAAUGGACUAUGAAACAUUGCUGAGUCGUGACGCGUAUGAUUAUGACACUUGGUGGUUGUAUUUAGAUCUCAUUUUAGAAAGCUUUCCCGAUCAAAUAUUGCAGUGUUUUGAAAAAGCUAUUAUGAACGGCCGACCAAAAGAACUAUCAAAAACUUUCCAUUGGAGAAGAUACAUCUAUUUAUGGAUCAGAUAUAUAUGUUAUGUGGAGUUUGAAUUGGAAGAUCCGUUGCUGGAAGAUGAAAUUUUUCAAAGAUUAAUAAAUGAUAUUGUCCCACAUGAGCAUUUCACUUUUUCAAAAAUAUGGAUAAUGUAUUCAAAAUUUUUGAUACGACAGGAUAACAUUCCGAAGGCAAGAAAGAUCUUGGGUAGAGCCAUUGGUUUAUGCCCCAAGGCAAAAACUUUCAAAAGCUACAUUGAAUUAGAAGUGAAAUUGAAAGAAUUUGAUCGCGUUAGAAAAAUAUAUGAAAAAUUCAUUGAAUUCCGGCCCUCUGAUAUGCAAAUUUGGUUACAAUAUGCAGAAUUAGAAGAAAACUUAGGAGACGAAGAAAGAGUGAGAGGCAUAUACACGAUUGCGUUGGAUGAAAAUUCUCAAUUCCUGACCAGGGAGGCCAAAGUUCAAUUGCUUCAAAGAUAUAUAACAUUUGAGACGGAAUCACAGGAAUUUGAGAAGGCAAGGAAGCUUUAUAGAAAUUACUUGGAACUUAAUGAAUAUUCUGUGCAAAGCUGGAUCGAGUUUGCCAUGUAUCAAAGUUCAACUCCAACGGAUCAACAACUAUCAAAUUUGGCGAAGUUACAAAGUGAAAAUGUAGAUGAAGAUAUUGAAUUCGAAAUUACCGAUGAGAAUAAAGUGGAAGCAAGAAAAGUUUUUGAAGAAGCUGUUUUAUUCUACAAAGAUAAGGAUGAUAAACAAGCGCGAUUGUUUAUCUUAGAAGCAUUGAACGACUAUGAAGAAGGUUACGGUACCGAAGUGGAUCAAGAAAUUGUUAAAAAGAGAUUCCCCAAAAUAGUCAAAAGGACAAAGCUACAGAAUGGCAUAGAAGAGGAGUUUGAAGAUUACAUAUUCCCCGACGAUAUCGACGAUGAUAAGCCGAAACCAUCAAAGUUCUUGGAAUUAGCAAGAAAGUGGAAACAGGAACAGACCCUUUGA